AUGGCCUCCAUCACCCUCCCUUCCCUCCUCCGCACAUCUGCGCGCUCAUUGCGGCGGAGCGCCAAUCUCCCCGCAUUCGCCCCAGCUUUUGCGCGCAACCUAUCAACGAAGCACCCAGCGGGUUUUGAGCCCCCAACCGAAGAGGAUUUGCUAGAGCUGCGCGAGCGAGUUCAGGAAUUUACUCGGCGAGAGAUUUCGGCCGAGGUUGCCGCACGGACGGAUGAAUUGAACGAGUUUCCUGCAGACAUGUGGAAGAAGUUGGGUGAUGCCGGUUUCCUUGGAAUUACCGCCAACGAGGAGUAUGGUGGUUUGGGAAUGGGCUAUCAGGCCCACUGCGUGGUGAUGGAAGAAAUCAGUCGUGCAUCUGGAAGUAUCGGUCUGUCCUAUGCCGCUCACUCCCAACUCUGUGUCAAUCAACUUUCUUUGAAUGGCUCCGCCGAACAAAAGGAACGAUUCUUGCCGGGCCUGCUUUCCGGUGAUAAAAUCGGUGCUCUCGCCAUGUCUGAGCAUUCGGCGGGCUCUGAUGUUGUCAGCAUGAAAACCACCGCAAAGGAGGUCGAUGGUGGCUGGGUACUCAACGGAACAAAGAUGUGGAUCACCAACGGUCCCGAUGCAGACUUUAUUGUCGUCUAUGCCAAGACUGAGCCCGAGAAGGGUUCCAAGGGCAUCUCGGCUUUCGUCGUAGAGAAGACUUUCAAGGGCUUCUCAUGUGCUCGGAAGCUGGACAAACUCGGCAUGCGCGGCUCUAACACCGGCGAGCUCGUUUUUGAGGAUGUCUUUGUCCCGCGUGAGAACCUACUAGGUGAACUGAACAAGGGUGUCAAAGUCCUCAUGGAAGGCCUGGAUCUGGAGCGACUCGUUCUGAGCGCAGGACCUCUUGGCAUUAUGCAAGCCUGCCUCGACCUAGUCCUUCCAUACAGCCACAUCCGAAAGCAAUUCGGCACCCCGAUUGCCCACAACCAAUUGAUCCAGGGUAAAUUGGCCGACAUGUACACAAAGCUAGCAGCCUCGCGGGCAUACACUUACGCCACCGCCCGGGAAGUUGAUAAUGGCGCCGCUUCUCCUAAUCCACUGGUCAUUCGCACUCAGGACUGCGCUGGCGCGAUCCUGUAUGCUGCUGAGCGUGCUACUGAGUGCUCAUUAGAUGCUAUCCAGCUCAUGGGUGGAAAUGGGUAUAUCAAUGAGAUUCCGGCUGGGCGAUUGCUUCGCGACGCGAAGUUGUAUGAGAUUGGAGCUGGUACGAGUGAGAUUCGCCGGAUGGUUAUUGGUCGUGCGUUCAAUAAGGAGUAUGCUUAG
Molecule: messenger RNA, 1296 nt
Organism: Penicillium subrubescens
Lineage: Eukaryota; Fungi; Ascomycota; Eurotiomycetes; Eurotiales; Aspergillaceae
Product: isovaleryl-CoA dehydrogenase
Exons: 6
Coding region: 1-1296 (431 amino acids)
Biological process (GO): L-leucine catabolic process
Molecular function (GO): flavin adenine dinucleotide binding; 3-methylbutanoyl-CoA dehydrogenase activity
Source: RefSeq, a predicted model, not a curated record